CAAUCAUUUGGUUCGAGCUACUUGGCGAUUUCUUCUGCGCCAAAAAAACCAUCCUACAGGCUAUAGCAGCUCCUCAAGCUUUCUACUUAUCUCUGUUCCUUUUCUCUUUUGGGAUUCUUCUUCUUCGCCUACAUUCAUUUCGCUAGCGAUCAUGGAGGAUGAAGAUUGGGUUCUAGUGGAGCCACUCACGGGGAAUACCAUCCAGGAACCAACCUGGAUGGACUCCGAGAUUCCUAGGCCGUUGAAGGUCACGUUUCGUGAGCCUGCAAAGUACUGGACUGACGCAAUUCCGAUCGGGAAUGGCCGGCUUGGUGCCAUGAUUUGGGGUGGAAUCUCAUCGGAGAUUAUCCAGCUUAACGAGGACACGCUAUGGACUGGAAUUCCAAGCGACUUUACUAACCCUGAUGCUCCGGAAGCAUUAUCAGUUGUUAGAAAGUUUGUUGAUGAUGGCCAAUAUGCAGAAGCUUCAGCUGCUGCUGUCAAGUUGUUUGGUAAACCUGCAGAUGUCUACCAAUUACUUGGGGAUAUCAAGCUAGAAUUUGAUGAUUCUCAUCUCACAUAUGCUGAAGAAACAUAUUAUAGAGAGCUAGACUUGGAUACUGCAACAGCAAAAGUAAAGUAUUCUGUGGGUGAUAUAGAAUUCACUAGGGAAUAUUUUGCAUCGUAUCCCGAUCAAGUGAUUGUGGUAAGGCUUUCUGCAAGCAGAUCAGGGUCUCUGUCCUUUAAAUUGUCUCUGGAUAGCAUGUUAGAUCAUCGUUGUUACGUAAAUGCUGAAAGUGAGAUAAUAAUGGAAGGAAGUUGUCCUGGGAAAAGGAUCCCACCAAAAGUGGAGGCAAGUGACAGUCCAAAGGGAAUUCAGUUUUCAGCUGUUCUUGAUUUACAGAUUAGUGAUGGCAUAGGUGCGGUACAUGUUUUGGGCAACAAGAUGUUGAAGGUAGAAGGUUCAGAUUGGGCUGUGUUGCUUCUAGUGGCUUCAUCUUCAUUUGAAAGCCCAUUUAUUAAGCCUUCAGAUUCAAGGAAAGAUCCUACUUCUGAGUCUCUUCGUGCUUUGAAGUCGAUAAAAAAUUUGUCUUAUUCUGAUCUAUAUGCACGACAUUUAGACGACUAUCAGAAUCUUUUUCACCGUGUCUUGUUCCAGCUCUGCAAAAGUUCUGAUCUGGUGAUGAAUAAUCUUAGGCCUUCUACCGAUGCCUCGUAUCUCAAAGAGAACAAAGGUGAUUUAGUUCCAACUGUUGAGAGGAUAAAAUCUUUUCAAUUUGAUGAGGAUCCAUCCUUAGUUGAGCUUCUAUUCCAGUUUGGCCGUUAUUUGCUCAUUUCUUGCUCACGCCCGGGAACUCAGGUGGCAAACCUGCAGGGAAUAUGGAAUAAAGAUCUUCAGCCAUCAUGGGAUUCUGCUCCUCACUUGAACAUCAAUCUUGAGAUGAACUACUGGUUGUCCUUGCCUUGCAACCUUAGUGAAUGCCAGGAGCCCCUCUUUGAUUUUAUUAAGUCCCUGUCUACUAAUGGAAGUAAAACAGCACGAGUUAACUAUGAAAAAUGUGGUUGGGUUGUGCAUCACAAGUCUGACAUAUGGGCAAAAUCGUCUGCUGAUAGAGAAAAUGCUGUUUGGGCAUUAUGGCCAAUGGGUGGGGCAUGGCUUUGCACCCAUUUAUGGGAGCACUAUAAUUACUCAAUGGACAAGGAUUUUCUCAAAACUGAGGCAUACCCUCUGUUGGAAGGAUGUGUAUCAUUUUUGUUGGACUGGCUGGUUGAAAGGCCUGAAGGAUAUUUGGAAACUAAUCCCUCAACUUCCCCAGAACAUAUGUUUAUCGCGCCAGAUGGCAAGCCUGCUAGUGUGAGCUAUUCAUCAACCAUGGACAUGGCAAUCAUAAAAGAAGUUUUUUCUUCUAUUGUCGCAGCUUCUGAGAUUCUGGACAGACAAAAUGAUGAUCUUGUUCAAAAAGUGCGUCAGGCUCAACCAAAUCUUCGUCCAACACAAAUUGCUGAAGACGGUUCUAUAAUGGAAUGGGCUCAAGAUUUUAGGGACCCAGAGGUGCACCAUCGACAUCUUUCACAUCUGUUUGGUCUGUUUCCAGGGCAUACAAUAACCAUCGAGAAAAAUCCAGACCUUUGUAAAGCUGCAGAGAAUUCCCUCUAUAAACGAGGAGAGGAUGGUCCAGGAUGGUCAACUGCAUGGAAAUCUGCUUUAUGGGCGCAUCUACACAAUAGUGAGCAUGCUUAUAGGAUGAUUAAGCAUUUGAUUAAGUUGGUGGAUCCAGAUCAUGAGGUAGCUUUUGAAGGUGGAUUAUACAGCAACUUAUUUGCAGCACACCCGCCUUUUCAGAUUGAUGCCAAUUUUGGUUUUACAGCAGCAGUUGCAGAAAUGGUAAUGCAGAGUACCUUGAAGGAUUUGUACUUGCUUCCUGCACUUCCCCGCGAUAAAUGGGCGAACGGGUGUGUGAAAGGACUAAAGGCGUGCGGAGGGUUGACAGUAAACAUAUCCUGGAAAGAAGGAGAUCUCCAUGAAUUUGGUGUUUGGUCCAAGGUUGAAAGCUGUGCCCAAAGAUUGCAUUAUAGAGGUAUUACAGUGAAAACAAGCAUAUCACCUGGAAAAGUUUAUACAUUUAAUGCACAGUUAAAAUGUGUAAAGACAAGCUCUCUCUCAUAACUGACCUCUCAAUUGGUUGAUCUCUCAAUUGUUGGUUUCGUGGAACAAGUAUUCAAUAAAUCUUAAUCGGAUGGAUAAGAUUACAGCUAUCUUGUAACUGAAAGCAUUGCACAAAAGUUCUCAAAUAUUUGUAGAGGUUUAGAUUGAUAAUAUUAGGCCCACGUCAACUUUAAAUUUUGUUGUAAUAAACUAUAAUUGUAAUUAUUGUAUAAUCGACAAAAUUGAAAAGAUUGGAUAUAUAAUAAAUGGGAUUGGAGCUUUGUUUUUUUUUUUUUUUUUU
Messenger RNA from Manihot esculenta (cassava), 2927 nucleotides. RefSeq names its product alpha-L-fucosidase 2. NCBI's taxonomy places the organism in Eukaryota, Viridiplantae, Streptophyta, Magnoliopsida, Malpighiales, Euphorbiaceae. The record is from RefSeq and is a predicted model, not a curated record. The coding region runs from base 152 to 2647 and encodes 831 amino acids. The transcript has 10 exons. Gene Ontology annotation, molecular function: alpha-L-fucosidase activity. Gene Ontology annotation, biological process: carbohydrate metabolic process.